GCAGGGUCGUGCAACGCGGGCUCGAAGUAUCAUCGGCGUCGUCAGGGGGGUGCACUACCGGAAGCGGCGGCGGCGGCGGCGGAGAUGGGGCGCGUCCCGUGCUGCGAGAAGGACAACGUGAAGCGCGGACAGUGGACGCCGGAGGAGGACAACAAGCUGCUCUCCUACAUCACGCAGUACGGCACGCGCAACUGGCGCCUCAUCCCCAAAAACGCCGGGCUGCAGCGGUGCGGCAAGAGCUGCCGCCUCCGGUGGACCAACUACCUCCGGCCCGACCUCAAGCACGGCGAGUUCACGGACGCCGAGGAGCAGACCAUCAUCAAGCUGCACUCCGUCGUCGGCAACCGGUGGUCGGUCAUCGCCGCGCAGCUCCCCGGGCGGACCGACAACGACGUCAAGAACCACUGGAACACCAAGCUCAAGAAGAAGCUGUCCGGGAUGGGCAUCGACCCCGUCACGCACAAGUCCUUCUCCCACCUCAUGGCCGAGAUCGCGACCACGCUGGCCCCGCCGCAGGUCGCGCACCUCGCCGAGGCCGCGCUGGGCUGCUUCAAGGACGAGAUGCUCCACCUCCUCACCAAGAAGCGCCCCACCGACUUCCCCUCGCCCGCCGUGCCGCCCAACAUCUCCAUGGACGGCGCUGCCGCCGCGGGGAUCGGCGCGCCCUGCGGCUUCCCCGCCGCGCCGCCGCAGCAGGCCGACGACACCAUCGAGCGCAUCAAGCUGGGCCUGUCCCGCGCCAUCAUGAGCGAGCCCGGCGCCGGCGCUUGCGCGCCCACUGACAAGCAGCAGCAGCAGCCCUGGGCACCGGCCGACAUGCCCGAGGGGCUGGCGGGGAUGUACGCCGCGUUCAACCCCGCCGCGCACGGGCAGGACGAGUUCCGGUACGACACCGGGGCGGUGCCGGACUACGUCCUCGGCGGCAGCGGCGGCGAGGCGGACCAGGGCACGUCGAUGUGGAGCCACCAGAGCUUGUACAGCGGGAGCUCGGGCACCGAUGCGGCGGCCAGGCCGGCGACGGCAUUGCCGGAGAAAGGCAACGACAGCGUCGGCAGUAGCGGCGGCGGCGACGAGGAGGCGGACAACGUCAAGGACGGCGGGAAGGGCGACGGCUCCGACAUGUCCGGCCUGUUCGGAUCCGACUGUGUACUCUGGGACUUGCCUGAUGAGCUGACCAAUCACAUGGUGUAACUAAUAUCAAGAUCAAAGAACAGCAUUUUCAGGAUUAAACUGAAAUGAAGAAGUAACCGAGCAAAAUAUGCUGAAAAAAAGAGAGGGAGUUAUAAACUUAGAAUAAGGAGUAUGAAAAUCAUGUAUAUUUUGCCACGUGAAAAAGGAGAAUGUGCAUAUAUAGAACAGAGGAGUUUUAUUUGGAGUCCUCUGUUGC
This is a messenger RNA of Setaria italica (foxtail millet), 1387 nucleotides long. Its product is annotated as transcription factor MYB80. The record is from RefSeq and is a predicted model, not a curated record. The coding region runs from base 85 to 1191 and encodes 368 amino acids. The transcript has a single exon. NCBI's taxonomy places the organism in Eukaryota, Viridiplantae, Streptophyta, Magnoliopsida, Poales, Poaceae.